UAACUCUGAUAAGCUCGGGCCACCCGAGAUUUUUAUCGCCAAUCGAUCUCCGGAAAUUUACCUUGACCACUCACUUGCUCUCUCGAGCUCUAGACCUCUUCCUUACGUCUGGACCGGUCUCCACCUGCUGCAGGUUCCUUGAAGCCUUUUUUAAUCCUCUAUUGACGGUUUCUACUUAGACCCAAAGCUACUAUAACCAUCAAAAUGGCCGACACAGAUGAGGCCGCCAUCCACCUCCCAUCGCAUGACUCCGCGGCACACAUCGACAUGGACUUGUCCGAUGAGACGCAGGACUUUCGCAUGCUGAGCAAUCUUUCCUUCCUCGCAGAUACAUCGCAAGCUACUCUCCCCAAACGCGGUGAAAAGGACUUCGAACCGAACCCAACCCUCUACCAAGCCGAUAUCCUAGACGCCUCACGCCAGGCUAUGCACAAUGCCCUGGCACAUCCGCGGUUACACAAUCCAAAGAACCAGAUCAUUGGCAUCUACGCCCCCGAUGGACCUGCUCCGCCUCGGUCAUUAGCUACGCCAAAAACACUUGACACCAUUGCAGAGAAUGAUACCCUAGCACACACCGCCGAUGCGGAGGAAAGUCAGCCUACAAAGCCCGCAGGAACUGGGACAAACCUUCACCCGGAUUCCUGCGUCUACGUAAUGAACCCGAAAGGACAAUUCUUCAAGAACAUGGGACGUGCGGAUCGGUGGGGUCGGAUCUGGCUUCUGCCGGAGGAAGCUUUGUAUAUGCUUGAGCGAGGUAGUCUGGAUGUUAGGUGGCCGCGGUCAGCAACGGGGUGUGAGGAUGAUGGUGAGACGGAGGAUUCUGGGAUCCCGAUGAGCUUGCAGGCUGCGUAUGCGUGUUUCAUUGGACAUGGGGGUUUGACGGUCGAUCGGUUUUCAGUUUACUCCGGAUUGAGAAGGCUGGGUUACACACUUAUCCGAGCUCCUGGGUGGUACGAUGAUGCGGAGGAAGAUUUUGAGCAGCCAGAAUCGACCAAGCGACAAGGUCCUGGUCUGGCGGGGAUCUAUGGGCGGUUCAUGGAUUGGCUGCAUAGCUCUAAUACCACGGCUCUAGGACCCGUUGCUGGUCUUGGGAUCCAUCGCAGUUACAAUGAUAUCUACCGCAAGCUUUCGAUAAUUCCGUUUUACGAUCCCACAGCUCCUCUGUCCCAAGCUCCGCACACGAAACCACCCUUCCGCGUUGUAUUCUAUGUCUAUAAACCGUCUACUCCAUUCCGCAAAUCUGCUCCUCCUGCACCGGACUUUAGAGUUGCAGUCGUCAAUGCUCGCACGCAAACUACUGUACCAACACUAGCUCAACUUGGCACCCUCCUGGAGAGUACACCUCUCGAUCCGCCAAAAGGUGAGAAGAUGGAAAGAAUGCUCUACAUGCGACUCCGACAUGGAUACCGGAACGUCGUGUUAGCGGUUGUCGACCAAGGCGUUGUAAGCUACCUCCGGGUCGCCGAUGCGGCGUUUGGAAAGGAGAAGCUAUACAAUAGACCUGCUCCUUCCGGGAACAAAAGAGGUGCGAAUCAUCGCAAUCCCCGGCCGAAGCCCAAGCCCAAGGGCCGGUGAUGCCGACCAUUAUUGGCAAUGAUUCUGGUUUAUUGAUAAACACGAUACCAAGAAAGUUUUCUAGACAUACACGGCAGUACCAGACUAUGGGGCGACAGCAGACCAUUUUGGUUAUGAAACCACACUACUCCUGGUCUGCCAUAAAGUAUGGUAUGAAACAGAAAUGUCUCCCCAUGAAUAAG
Molecule: messenger RNA, 1757 nt
Organism: Aspergillus pseudotamarii
Lineage: Eukaryota; Fungi; Ascomycota; Eurotiomycetes; Eurotiales; Aspergillaceae
Product: tRNA-splicing endonuclease subunit SEN54 family protein
Exons: 3
Coding region: 205-1575 (456 amino acids)
Biological process (GO): tRNA-type intron splice site recognition and cleavage
Cellular component (GO): tRNA-intron endonuclease complex
Source: RefSeq, a predicted model, not a curated record